Messenger RNA from Trichobilharzia regenti, 943 nucleotides. Lineage: Eukaryota; Metazoa; Platyhelminthes; Trematoda; Strigeidida; Schistosomatidae. The record is from the annotation of a GenBank genome assembly.
GGGUGACUCUAAAGAAUAGCGGCCCAAACCGAAACGACCUUCGAACAAAAAAGUGACCUUGAGCAAGGUAUCAGCUGACUGUGUCAUUUUCGGAAGUAAACAUGGAUGUUUUCGAUUACUGUUUGGAUAACGGACUGAUAGCUUUGUCGAAAAUUUGCCAAUGCGGAGGAGUUAUGCAUAUACAAAAAUACACAGAGGCCAUUGAUGGCUUUGUAUACAGAUGUAUUGAGUGCCGAAGGAGGAUAUCGGUUCGAGAAGGAACUUUUCUCUCAAGGUCUAAACUACCUUUGACGAAAAUUUUAAUGAUCGGUAACUUCUGGGUCCUGAAAAGAGCUUAUGGAACAGAAAAUUCAGAAGUGUCAGCAGUGCAAUGGUACAACUACUGCAGAGAUGUUUCCUCCUGGAAAAUGAACACCCUGACUCAAGUUCUCGGAGGAGUCGGCAGCACAGUCCAUAUUGAUGAGACUGUACUUAUAAAAAGGAAAUACAACCGCGGGAGAUUACAAGCAAACCAGCAGUGGAUACUGGGUGUCGUAUACGACACGACACUGCGCAAAGGGUAUAUAGAAGCGAUUCCCGAUCGCAGUGCAGCAGUAUUAGUGCCUAUUAAUAAGCGUUUGGUGUUGCUGGGGACGACUGUUCAUACAGAUGAAUGGAGCGGAUACCGUCAAUUAUCGAAUCAAGAGUAAAUUCAUCAUGUUUUUAAUCAUACGGACAUUUUCGGAAUCCUUUGGAUGGAACCCACACCAGUUCCAGUGAAAGUUUUUGCAGUCGUCUAAAAAGACGUAUAAGAGCGGUUAAUGGAUCGAGAAAUCCCAUGAUUUACAGUUACCUGAAUGAAUUUAUGUACCGAAACUGGUUUCAUAUGACUAUGACGACUCCCAUGAGAAACUGGGGGGUAUUUUUGCAACAUAUACGCGAACGCCAUUCUUUGUAAUUGUUU